Larimichthys crocea (large yellow croaker) is the source of this 836-nucleotide messenger RNA. Its product is annotated as SH2 domain-containing protein 3C. The transcript has 4 exons. Gene Ontology annotation, molecular function: guanyl-nucleotide exchange factor activity. Gene Ontology annotation, biological process: positive regulation of peptidyl-serine phosphorylation; small GTPase-mediated signal transduction. The record is from RefSeq and is a predicted model, not a curated record. The annotation marks the transcript as partial. NCBI's taxonomy places the organism in Eukaryota, Metazoa, Chordata, Actinopteri, Sciaenidae.
CAACCACUGGGAUACCUCCCAACCCCUCCCCUCUCCCACUAGUCCCCUCCACGGACAGUGUAGCCCUAACAACAGAUCCCAACCUCAACUGAACCAGGACUUCCCAUCUGAUGCAGAUGGAAGCUGCUACACAGAGCUGGUCCCCGGCCCUCAGAGCUACGUGGAGAGGCUGCAGACAGAGGAAGGGUCCGUGGGCAUUGAUCCACUGAGGGUAGAGACAGGAAUGUGUACGUCACCGGUGUGUGUAGACAGUCUCUUCCUUCAAACCAGCAGGUACCAGUCACUGCUGAUGCCCAACGAGAAUAAACCUUUGGAGGUGGGCAUCCUGCGGAGGGUGAAGGAGCUGCUGGCCGAAGUUGACCCCAAGACAGCGGCAAAGCAUAUCACCAAGGCUGACUGCAUGGUGGCCAGAAUUCUGGAGGUGACUCCUGAGGUGCAAAGGAUGAUGGGAGUUAGUUCUGGGAUGGAGCUGCUCACGUUGCCACAUGGCCAUCAGUUGAGACUGGACCUGCUGGAGAGGUUCCAAACCAUGGCGACUAUGUUGGCUGUAGAUGUGUUGGGUUGCACAGGGACGACUGAGGAGAGGGCCAGUCUGUUGCAUAAAAUCAUCCAAAUCGCUGCUGAACUCAAGAGCACUAUGGGCAACAUGUUUGGCUUCACUGCUGUCAUGAGAGCCUUAGAGCUCCCACAGAGAGAGUGGAGACAGACACAAACAGGAAACAUUAGGAGCGAAAGAGGGAUGACAUGCAACAGAGGCCCCUGGCUGAACAUGAAACUCCGCUCGAGUCUCAAAUCUUCAUUUCAGAACAGUUAUCAGGGCAAAGCCAUAAUCAGAU